This is a messenger RNA of Oryzias latipes (Japanese medaka), 3331 nucleotides long. RefSeq names its product calmegin (gene clgn). The record is from RefSeq and is a predicted model, not a curated record. NCBI's taxonomy places the organism in Eukaryota, Metazoa, Chordata, Actinopteri, Beloniformes, Adrianichthyidae. Gene Ontology annotation, molecular function: calcium ion binding. Gene Ontology annotation, cellular component: endoplasmic reticulum membrane; endoplasmic reticulum. Gene Ontology annotation, biological process: protein folding; ERAD pathway.
UGUGUCUACUGCGCACGUCCAGUACCGUUAUACGGGCUAACUGUCACUCACGGUCCAUCCAUCCAGCCGUGUUUCCCCUCCGUUUCUCAAGGGAGACUCCGCUCUUCAACCUCAGAUCACUCUUGUGCCCUUCUCCGUAGGGCAGAACACAACAACAACCAUUUUCAAAUAUAAUAACGAGCUGCAAGAGAGGACGUAAGGACGAUGAAGCUGGGGGCUGGCUGCAUGUGGCGUCUGCUGCUCCUGUCCCUGCUGGCUGUGGCGGUCGCGGCGGCCCACGGGGAACAGCCGGAAGACCUCUCAGACGACGGGGAUGACAUGGACCUAAACGAGGAGGAGUUAAGAGCUCUGACGGGAGAGGAUGAGGAUGAGGCAACGGUGAUCGAUGACGAAGAGUAUGGCGAAAAGAGUGAAAAGGGACCAGGGGAGACCGAAACCGACUCCAGCGUCUCCUUCCAGGUGACCUACAAGACUCCUGUUCCCACCGGAGAGGUGUACUUCGCCGAGACGUUUGAUGACGGCUCCCUGGACAGAUGGCAGCUGUCUAAAACCAUGAAGGAAGACGCCGAUGAGGAGAUCGCCAAAUACGACGGGAAGUGGGCUGUGGAGCAGCUGAAGGAAAACAAGGUUCCAGGAGAUCUGGGCCUGGUGCUCAAGUCCCGAGCCAAACAUCACGCCAUCGCCGCCCCGCUGGUCAAACCCUUUGUUUUCCAGGACGAGCCUCUGGUUGUCCAGUACGAGGUGAACUUCCAGGACGGCAUCGACUGUGGUGGAGCGUACAUCAAGCUGCUCUCAGACACCGGCAGUCUCAAUCUGGAGCAGUUUCACGACCGUACGCCCUACACCAUCAUGUUCGGGCCGGAUAAAUGUGGCGAGGAUUACAAGCUGCACUUCAUCUUCCGCCACAAGAAUCCUCUGAACAAGGACAUGGAGGAGAAGCACGCCAAGAGGGCCGACGUCGACCUGAAGAAGUUCUACACCGAUAAGAAAACUCAUCUUUACACUCUGGUUCUGAACCCGGACAACAGCUACGAGAUGUUCAUCGAUCAGUCGAGCGUGAGCCGCGGCAGCCUCCUGCAGGACGUGGUGCCUCCCGUCAACCCACCCAAGGAGAUCGACGACCCGCACGACUCCAAGCCGGACGACUGGGACGAGAGAGCCAAGAUCCCCGACCCAGAGGCGGAAAAACCCGACGACUGGGAUGAAGACGCGCCCGCGAAGGUCGAGGACCCCGACGCCGUGAAGCCAGAAGGCUGGCUGGACGAUGAACUGGAGUUUGUGGCCGACCCGAACGCCGAGAAACCAGAGGACUGGGACGAGGAGAUGGACGGAGAAUGGGAGGCGCCGCAGAUUCCCAACCCGGCCUGCGAGACGGCUCCGGGCUGCGGGGAGUGGAAACGCCCCAUGAUCAACAACCCGCAGUACAAGGGCAAGUGGAAGGCUCCUCUGGUGGACAACUCCAACUACCAGGGGGUUUGGAAGCCUCGUAAGAUCCAGAAUCCAGACUACUUUGAGGACCUGCAGCCCUUCAGGAUGACGCCGUUUAAAGCUCUGGGCCUGGAGUUGUGGUCCAUGACCUCUGACAUCUACUUUGAUAACUUCAUCAUCACCUCCCAGAAGGAAGUGGCCGAUCGCUGGGCUUCCGACAGCUGGGGGCUGAAGAAACUGGUGGCCAGCGCCAACGAGCCGGGGAUCUUGGCCCAGCUGACGAUGGCGGCGGAGGAGCGGCCGUGGCUGUGGGUGAUCUACAUCCUGACUGUGGGGCUGCCCGUCGGACUGGCUGUGCUCUUCUGCUGGCCGAAGAAAGUCGAGGAGGACUACGUGUACAAAAAGACAGAUCUCCCUGGUGCUGACUUGGAAGAGGAGGAAGAGGAUGAAGAGGAGGCAGCAGAUGAAGACAAAGCGGCGGAGGCUGCAGAUGAAGCAGCAGCAGCUGCUGCAGCCACAGAAGGAGAGAUGGAGGACAACGAAGAAGGAGGAGAAGACAAUCUGGAGGGGGGUGAUGAAGGAGAAGAGGAGGAGGAGGAGGAGGAGGAGGAAAACAAAUCUUCAGAGAGAACAUUAGAGGAAGAAGAUGGGCUGAAGGAGGAGGCUGAAGUUCCGGAAGAAAGCCAAAAACAAGUGAGGAAGAGGAGGGUACGGAAAGACUGAGGAGGUGCAGUCUGUGUCUGCCGUCUCCUUCCACCCCUCCCCGAUGGAUGGGGAGGAGGUGGAAGGGCCUCCUCCGUAGCCGUUCCCCCUCCUCCCGAGUGGGACGGCGUGCAUCCCCUUCAACCCAUCCUGCAGUGACCCGGGUGCCCCGCCCGUCCGUCCGCGCCUCCUUCCUCCUCCCAGGUUUGCAGAAUCCCGCCUCACACCUCACGGGUCGCGACAGGAUUAGCAGAGGAACAAAAGGGUUCCGUCUCCUCCAGAUUACACUGGAUCCGUGAAUGUUUUCCUAUCAUGGCUGUCAUCAUGUAGACGCUCCUUUUCCCAGAAGUCCAUUCACCUGCCCCCCUCCCACGCUGCUGUUUGUCUUCACUGGUUCGAGUCGUGCCGUCAGACUUUAACUUCUUGGAUGUUCUUUCACCACAGACACAAAUCUUCUGAAAGCCAGAUUCCUUCAUGGCUGUCAAUCAUGUUUCUAGGUAGAAGUGUUGUCUUUGGGUUUGUGCGGGACUUGAACAGUGAGGAGGGUCUCCCACUCUUCCUCCUCUGUCGUAAAUCUUUCCAUCCUUCCCGUCUUCCAUCCUCUCCGUGUUGUCGCUCUGAACAGAAGCCCCCGUCGCCCGUGUCCUAACGGCGGCGGCGGUCUGUCCGCUCACCCCUGCACCCCCUCCCCCCAGCAGAUCACAGCUAAUCAGACUUCAUCCUGACGUCCUUGAGCUGAAACACAUCUCCAAGGACGCAGUUUGAUUAAAGUUCUGCUUUGGAUUAUUUGGGUUUUAGCUGCCUGAGAGGCGACGGCGGCAUCAGAAAUGAAGGUUGUGUUUUCCUCAUUAAUUUAUUGCUUUUUUUAUUCUCGUCUCACGUCAGACUGACUUUUGCAUGUUAGACUAAAACUGACAUCGUUGCUUUUGCUCGCUGCAGAAGUCGGUACGUUUCUUGCCUUGACCGUCAGUUUUACUGCAUCUUUGUGACUUAAACUUGGGGAGACGUCCCGCUGAGAACACAGAAGCUGGAGUUCAGGUCCUCCUUUUGAUGUGAGUGGGGGGGGGGGGGUACCGAUGCUGAAUCCGUUUGUCGUCUCGAGCUUUUGUAGCCGCCGUCAGACGAGGACAGAUCUCCCCGUUUGCGUUUGUUUGCUACUUGUACAUUUGCUCUUGGAAAUAAACUUAUUUAAUACAAAACA